GUCGGCAAUCAUUUUGGUAUGGUUUUUUCAUCGUAUAAAAGAGGAGCGAAAUUAAUCAAAAAUCCAAAUUCAUCGCAUCGCCUCUCUUUCUAUACGAAAUUGAAUAAUUAAAAAAAAUAAAAUUUUGAUGGAAAAGGGAAAAUCUGCUCGACAAGCCGUAGAAAUCUCGUUGAAGAAGCUCAAUCUGAACGCUGAUCGAAACUUUAAAUCCUCUCGUUUGAUAUCUUCUCUUCACUCAUCAAAGUUACGCAUUGAGAAGACGAAACCUCCUAGUUUAGUGAGCUUGUGCCUUGGAGUUAUUGGUCGGCAUCUGGAGGAAAUUAUCGAGGAUUUAAGUGAAAUUGCUGUUAAUUUUCCCGCGGAUAUUAAGAUACCAUUGGCAGCAAUAGCAAGGAGAAGAAAAUUACUGAAUGAUGAUGUCAUCAUCUCCUUGGCCGAUAGUUCUUGGGAAAUUCUUGACCUUUCUGGUUCAGAUGUUUCCGAUUUUGGCUUAGCUAAAGUAGCUGAAAUGUGCAAAUCUCUUCGGGCUGUGGAUAUAAGCCAAUGCAAAAAAAUUACUGCCAAUGGUGUUUCUGAACUUGUACGGCACUGUCAUUCAUUGGAGACAAUGAGAUGCGGAGGGUGCCCUUCAAGCGAGUCUACAGCCUGGCGAUGCUUAGGCAUACUGAAGCCAAAGCUGAAUGAUGUGGAGGGAGAUUCUUGGGAGGAGCUUGAUACCAUGGAGAUUGGUCAUGGUGCACAGUCUUUGCGUUGGCUUGUGUGGCCGAAAAUUGAUGAAGACACAUUAGAGAUGUUGUCGGCUGAAUGCCCACGGAUAAUUGUAAAUCCGAAGCCCUCACUUUUUGGUUUUAAAGGGACUGAAUUUCCUAGGGAAGCAUUUCCAGAUGUUGCUUUGGAUGAUCCGAUUGUUGAGGACAUUGAUCCCAAAACAUGGUCUAUUUGUCGAUCUAUGCCAAAGGCAAUGUCUCCUUCACUUUCAAGUGCCAAUGAGUUAUCCAUAGCAGAAAAGUUUAGACUUGCCUUUGUGGAAAGAGACACACGUUUAGCUCCAAAGCGUGCGAAAAAUGCAAGACAGCAUCAGCGCCGUGCAGAGAGGGAGUGGAUGAUGACAAGUACACGAGCCAAGGCAUUAGCUUUGGCCUCAAAAGCAACCAAAUCUCUACAUGGUCGAAGCUGAUCAAGAUAUGUUAAAUGUGCAGCACUAAUAGACCAUAAGCUAUCGUCAUUUCACCUUAUUUUCGUUUUUGGGGGGAACGGGGAUGUGUAAUAGAACCUGUAAAAUACAUGAUGGAGUAAGCAAGGGCUUUGGCAAUAACUUUGAUUUUGCAUUCUUUGCCUAUAUCCAUCAUCAUCCUCUCGGAGACAAAUGGAACUUCGGAGGGCACGCUUAAAUUAGUAUAAGUUGUUGAUUUUUGUAUGCAAAUGUUAAUACUUACUUUGUUCUAUAA
This is a messenger RNA of Gossypium arboreum, 1448 nucleotides long. RefSeq lists its product as uncharacterized. The record is from RefSeq and is a predicted model, not a curated record. The transcript is spliced from 6 exons. Bases 128 to 1177 code for a protein of 349 amino acids. NCBI's taxonomy places the organism in Eukaryota, Viridiplantae, Streptophyta, Magnoliopsida, Malvales, Malvaceae.